AAGGAAGAUGGCGGAGGCUUCACCACAACCGGGACGGUUCUUCUGCCACUGCUGCUCCGCCGAGAUCGCCCCUCGACUACCUGACUAUAUCUGCCCACGGUGCGAAUCUGGGUUUAUUGAAGAACUUCCUGAAGAGCCAAGGAACGCCGACAAUGAAACCACCUCCUCUACGUCCACCAGUGAGCAGGGCAGGCAUCCCUUUGAGAACGUGGAUCAGCACUUAUUCACCUUGACACAGGGCUAUGGCCAGUUUGCCUUCGGGAUCUUUGACGACAGCUUCGAGUUCCCCUUCGGGUCCAACGUGCAGGCCGAGGACAACAGGGACUCGGAGAACCGGCGGGAGAGGGAGCACCAAUCCCGGCACCGCUACGGCGCCCGGCAGCCCCGCGCCCGCCUGGCCACGCGCCGAGCCGCCGGCAGGCACGAGGGGGUCCCCACGCUGGAGGGAAUUAUUCAGCAGCUGGUCAAUGGAAUUAUUGCACCUACCACAAUACCAAACCUAGGACUAGGACCCUGGGGAGUGUUGCAUUCGAACCCGAUGGACUAUGCCUGGGGUGCCAAUGGCUUGGAUGCAAUAAUCACACAGUUACUAAAUCAGUUUGAAAACACUGGACCGCCGCCAGCAGACAAAGAGAAGAUCCAGGCCCUCCCCACAGUACAGAUCACACAGGAACACGUAGACUCUGGGUUGGAGUGUCCUGUGUGUAAAGAAGACUACACGGUCGGUGAGAACGUCCGGCAGUUACCUUGCAAUCACCUCUUCCACAACAGCUGCAUCGUCCCCUGGCUGGAGCAGCAUGACACGUGUCCCGUGUGCAGGAAAAGCCUCAGUGGACAGAACACUGCCACGAACCCCCCGGGACUGACGGGGAUGAACUUCUCAUCCUCCUCCUCCUCCUCUUCCUCCAGCUCACCCAGUAAUGAAAACUCAUCGAACAACUCAUGAAUCUUACUCAACCUCCCCUCCCCU
Messenger RNA from Dryobates pubescens (Downy woodpecker), 970 nucleotides. It is a transcript of the gene RNF126, whose product is annotated as ring finger protein 126. The record is from RefSeq and is a predicted model, not a curated record. NCBI's taxonomy places the organism in Eukaryota, Metazoa, Chordata, Aves, Piciformes, Picidae. The transcript is spliced from 9 exons. Gene Ontology annotation, cellular component: cytoplasm. Gene Ontology annotation, molecular function: ubiquitin protein ligase activity. Bases 8 to 946 code for a protein of 312 amino acids. Gene Ontology annotation, biological process: protein ubiquitination.